Messenger RNA from Cercocebus atys (sooty mangabey), 2725 nucleotides. It is a transcript of the gene CDHR4, whose product is annotated as cadherin-related family member 4. The record is from RefSeq and is a predicted model, not a curated record. Gene Ontology annotation, molecular function: calcium ion binding. Gene Ontology annotation, biological process: homophilic cell-cell adhesion. Gene Ontology annotation, cellular component: plasma membrane. The transcript has 18 exons. Lineage: Eukaryota; Metazoa; Chordata; Mammalia; Primates; Cercopithecidae.
AUGGUCGGACCCAGAGAGGUUGUGGCCCACUCGGGGCCUGACCCACGGGACCCAUUCCUGAGGCUGGCCUCGGCACUCCCUGAACGGGAUGGAAGUGGGGUUCGGCCUGAGGACUCAGAGAGGGUGGGACUUUGUGGCAGCGCACUGGCGGGGCCUCAGCCGCGUUCCAACCGAGCUAGACGGGACUGCCCUCUAGUGGGGAGUGCUCGGCUAGUCGCGAGUCCAGCGGCGACACGCGACCAUCGGCAUUCCCUCUGCCGGUACCAGGUCAUCCUGGUGCUGCUCAGGCUCCUCGUGUUCCUCUUUGCUCUGGUGGUCUCUGACCUCUGCAGGUUUAUAAAUGUCUCUGAGAACCAGGGCCCUGGCACAAUCCUUCAGUUUUUCUCCUUCAACUGCUCCUCCUACACGCCCACACCCACCCUGGAGUUGCUCAAUGUCCAGCCACCCACCACCUUCUUCAACCCACCCAGCUUGGCCAGGUGGCAAGGGACCUAUGUGGGCAAGGUAAGUUAACCCUUGAGCAGCUCUGCUCGGUUGGAUGCCCUUAUGGUGAACCACUACAAGCUGCAGCUGAAGUUCACAUGUGGCAACCAUGUGACGGAGGGAUCACUCUCUGUGAAUGUGCAUUGGGACCUUAGCCAUAUCCAGUGUGCUGGUCAAUUUGCCAGCCCAGCUGCGGAAAUGAUUCAGGUGCCAGAGACAGUCACACCUGGGGCUCGGCUGUACGCUCUGCUCCUCCCAGACUUAGAACUCCACAGAGCCCAAUUGAGCAUUAUCAGUGCCCAGGACCUGCCACACUUCCCUGUACCUUUCUCCAUCAAUGAGCAAGGUUGGCUGCAGGCACCAUCCCAGGGCCUCCUAGGCCAGGCUCGAAAGGUGAGCAUGACCUGGAAUCUGGGGGUGUCCAUGGAUUGGGUAGAGCUCCUACCUUUUAGAAAUUUGUUUAUUCUUGGCCUCCUUGGCCUCCUCAACUUACCUUUUCACCUUCCUGUUUGGGGGCCUGGUCUUGGAGAAGGCAGCAAGAGGGCCAGGCUCAGCGGCCUCCUUUGCCUAUGGAUCUGGUGGGCUGGUGGGAGUGGGACUGAGCUGGGAGCGGGGCUGAUCUCUGUGUUCCCUGACCCUCUCACCCCAUGCAGCAGACAAUGUGGUCCAGACCACGAUGCCCUGGAGUUAGCUCACACCCCAGGCACUUCGGUUUCCAGGCUGCAGGUGAAGGCCUUUGAGCAGCACCAGCUGUGGGCCAGUGCCAAGCUCAAGCUCACCAUGAAUGUGCGGCUGGUCAACCUCUGACCUCCACGCUGCCUCCCAGUGCUUCUGGUGUUCCAAAUCCCCGAGACUGCACCUGUGGGCGCCAUGCUGAAUAUUCUCACUUGUGAAGAUCUGGACUCUGUUGAUGCCACCCUGGACUACAAGCUCUGGUUCCACAGCUCUUCCAACCCUGCCAGCCUCUGCCUUUAUGACAGAGUCCUUGAGGUGAAUGCCACACUGGACUGUGACACUCCUGGAACCUGCUUCCAGCAUGCAGCCUCCAUCCUGGUGCUCGAUUGUGGCCAGCCCCAGAUGACCACUGAAGUGCCGGUACUGGUGAUGGUGACACCCAUCAACGAGUUCUCCCCAGCCUGUGCCCCUCGCACAUUCCAGGUUCAGGAGGAUGCAGUGCCCCACACUCUGCUGGGCUUUGUGGUGGGCAUGGAUAUGGAUUAUCCUCAUGACAACAUUGAGUACUACACCUCUGAUGGUCCUACCACCUUUGCUGUGGACAAUCUCAGUGGGGAAGUUUACCUUCUGGGACCUUUGGACUAUGAGCAGCAGAGGCUGUACAGGCUCACUGUCCUGCUGAUUGACCAUGGCCAAGAACAGAACCCCAACUAUCACCGCUCAGGCUCCUGUACCAUUACCAUCAAGGUUGAGGAUGUGAAUGACCAUGCCCCCGAAUGUGAGCCCCCAUUUCAGGAACUCACCAUGUAUGCUCCUCUGGGCUGUAGUGUGGAGGUGACCAGAGUGUCAUGCCGGAUCCCUCAGGAGCCACAGCACCUGACCUAUUCCUAUAGCAUCGUGGGAGGGAAUAGCCAGAACUGAUUCAUCCUGCAAGAGGCCAUCCUGGUACACAGUGACCUUGUGUUGGGGCCCUUCUGGCCACAGCAGCCCUGUACCUAUGAGCUACUGAUCUGUGUGGCUGAUGCAGGCCGCUCCACCCCUGACCUCAGCACCACAGCCACCAUUAUUGUGCAUCUAGUUCACCGGAGGGCCAGCACAGUGGCCACCAGCACCCACAGAACCACAGUGCCCUCAAUGAUGACACCCAUGCUUGUGACAGACACAGAGACUUUCUGGCAACCACAGCCCUGAUUUGUGGUGGUGUUGACAGCAACUGGUGCUCUUCUCCUCUUGGCCCGAGACUGGCUUCUUGGCAGGCUCCUCCAGGGGUUGGCCCGGCUGCUGCAGGCACCCAGCAAACCAGCCCAGGUUUUGCUGCUAAACAGCAUCCAGGGAACUGAGGGAUACAUCGAGGGUUUCAUGGAGGCACCGAAGAUGGAGAUGUCCCAGGCACCCAGCAGCAUCAUGAGUCUGCAUUUUGAUGGUAGAGCACAGGACUCCCGUUUUAAGUACAGGAAGAGACUACCUGUUUAACACACGCACAGGAGCCUGGCGCUGGUUCUGAGGCCAAGUAGCUGCUUUACCAUGUGUGGAAUUUCUUUUUCACACCAUCAUGGGCUGUGUUUUC